AUGCAUAAGGGGUGCAUGUGGGCGAUGAAUGUGGGCGCAAUGGCGGGCAGCUUGCAGCAGGUGAUGCUGCUGCUGGUGUGCUCGCUCAGUCCGAUGAGCUUCGGGUCCUUCUCGACGUCCAUGGCGACAAGACACUCGUCGCUCGCUCCUCCUCCUGCCGUCUCGUCGGGAUGUGCCUUGAGGCUGAGAGGUGGGAAGAUACAAGAAAGCGAUGGCUUGGUAGGCGAUCAGAUUCCGAACGUGACGGAGGAGGUCACAGAAGAUUACAUAGCGUGGAGCUUUCCUGUAGAUAUCAAUACAUCUUACUUUGAAGGAGAGAAGGACUGGAGCAAACCAUCCUUUGAUGACCUUCCCAUCGAGUACUUCGAGGACAAGUACAACGUGAAGCAGGAGGAUAUCAUCGAAUACUUCAAGAACCGGUCGUUGGAAGUCAUCAACAAGGCAAGAAAGUCGGAUGACGAGCCUCCGAUCGAGUUAGACCCUCCGACCUUCAAGACAUGCCAUUUCAAAAACGGCACUUACCGAUUCUGCACCACAAGGAUGGAUCGCUGCAGCAUCGGAGCCGAGCAAGGACUCUUUCUCGAUGUGCAGGCGAAGAACAAGAGCAUUGAAAUCUUCGCCAUCAAGACAGCAGCCCAUGGCUUCUCAAACCCGCAGGCCUCCGAAACAACGGCCGAGAAGGACUUUGUGCAUCAGUACGUGUUGCAGGAGCCUUCGUAUCCCAUGAACAUCACAGUGUACACGUGCGAAGGGACCAGCCGCGGGAAAGAAAUGACCCCAAAGCAUUGGCGCGUCAUUGGACGGGCUUGCAACGUGACGGUAGGAGGAGACUUGUGCGGAAAACCAGCUGAAGGGGAGCAGAUGCCGCGAAUCAACGGGCUAGAGGACUGGGACGGUCACAUGCUUGAAGACUGGAUCCCUGACGAUCCCAAGGUUCCUACGGGGAAGGGAGACUGGUACAGUGAUCGAAAGAAGGACCCGUUGUAUGCUGCACUUCCCUUGGAUGAGACGCUCCUCUUGGCCCCGGGAGAACGACGCGGCUUCCUAAUCCACACCAGCUGUGAGUACGGAGUGGCAAAUCGAUGGCCAACAGACUCUGAGUCAAUUCUCAACACCAUCUCCGACGAAAACGACCACCUUCGGCUCUUCGCCAUGCGCGCCAUGCCCGAAGUUGAGCCCUUCACUGAGACGCAAGACGAAGAGAAGUUCUUAGCGGUGAAUGAGAACGUCACCUAUGAGCCAGACCAUUUCGUCCGCAGAAGAAUGGGUCAUGCCUUUGUCGGGGAAGUCGAAUACAGAUUGAAGGAUUAA
Messenger RNA from Guillardia theta CCMP2712, 1311 nucleotides. RefSeq lists its product as hypothetical. The transcript has 11 exons. The record is from RefSeq and is a predicted model, not a curated record. Bases 1 to 1311 code for a protein of 436 amino acids. Lineage: Eukaryota; Cryptophyceae; Pyrenomonadales; Geminigeraceae.